AGCUGAUGCCCCAACAUUCAGCUUCUGCCAACAGGAGGGACGCAAGAGGAAGAAAAUCAUCCUUUCAGUUCCAUCACACAGUGAGGAAGAGGAGGAGCCAGCCGAGUGAGAUAGUGAUGCUCCCCCCAGCAGGUGCCAACAAGUGAGAGGUAGCCGAGAGAGCGAGGAGGACGCAGGACAUGGAGAAGAGUCAGUGAGAGAAGACACCCAGAGCUCUGAGAGGUACCCAACAGUCUGCGUACAUUUAAAGUCGUCCUGCUGCAGUUUUUUCUCGUCAGUCGUCUCUGCCACCAUGCUGUUUCCUGUGCUGCUCUGUGCCGCUCUGCUUCUCUUCACACCGCUGGAGAUGACAGAGGCUCGCGCUCUGCACCCUUCUCCUGAAGCCGCGCAGUUCAUGGAGCAGUUUCUGGAGCGCUACAAUGACCUUUUGACCCUGGACGACCUGGAGAACCUCUUGAACAGCCCUCCGGAGGAGCAGUCUACCUUGUCCUCGGGGGCCAAAGCAGCUGAGUAUCCUAAAUGGGCUGACACACAAACGCAAGCUGAGACCCCCUGGCUGCGUCUGCUGAAGGGGGCUCUGGCCAAUCAGAAGCGAGCAGAGCCGGACCGGUCACGGAGGGGAUGGAACCGAGGAUGCUUUGGGCUCAAACUGGAUCGGAUUGGGUCCAUGAGCGGACUGGGCUGUUAGUGAGUAGGAAAACGGGACUGAUGGCAUCCUUCUUAGAGUAUCAUAAGGAAAAAACAAA
Labrus mixtus (cuckoo wrasse) is the source of this 746-nucleotide messenger RNA. RefSeq names its product natriuretic peptide C-like (gene nppcl). The record is from RefSeq and is a predicted model, not a curated record. The transcript is spliced from 3 exons. Bases 293 to 688 code for a protein of 131 amino acids. Lineage: Eukaryota; Metazoa; Chordata; Actinopteri; Labriformes; Labridae. Gene Ontology annotation, molecular function: hormone receptor binding; hormone activity. Gene Ontology annotation, cellular component: extracellular region. Gene Ontology annotation, biological process: cGMP biosynthetic process; receptor guanylyl cyclase signaling pathway.